Molecule: messenger RNA, 861 nt
Organism: Ananas comosus (pineapple)
Lineage: Eukaryota; Viridiplantae; Streptophyta; Magnoliopsida; Poales; Bromeliaceae
Product: ferredoxin-1
Exons: 1
Coding region: 86-541 (151 amino acids)
Molecular function (GO): iron-sulfur cluster binding
Source: RefSeq, a predicted model, not a curated record
AAAGAAAAACCCACCUUAUCCAUCUCCUCUCAUCUUCGUUUCCUUUCUCCUACUCCACUCUCAAAACCCAACCACAAACCCUCCAAUGUCCUCCUCCUCCCUCCUCCUCCCCUUCUCCUCCCCCACCCAUCUCCUCCUCCACCACCACCGCCGCCCCUUCCAUCGCCCCCUCACCCUCCUCCGCCUCCAUCGCCGCACCCUCGCCCCUCCCCUCUCCUCCUCCUCAUCCUCCUACAAGGUCACGAUCGAGCACGAGGGCUCGGUCCAAACACUAGACGUGGCCCCGGACGAGACGAUCCUGGAGUGGGCGCUCGAGGAGGGCCUCUCCGUGCCCCACGACUGCAAGCUCGGCGUGUGCAUGACGUGCCCCGCGCGCCUCCUCGCCGGCGCCGUCGACCAGAGCGAGGGCAUGCUCUCCGACGACGUCGUCGCCCGCGGCUACGCCCUCCUCUGCGCCUCCUACCCCCGCUCCGAUUGCCGCAUCCGCACCAUCCCCGAGGACGAGCUCCUCUCGCUCCAGCUCGCCACCGCCAACGACUGACAUGGGUACGAAACCCUAAUCCCCCUCUCCUCAGUUUGAAACCAACCCUAAUUUGUUCGAUCCUUUUUCGGGGAUGAUCGAGUUGUUCUUUGCCCUGUAGCAUUAGCAUGGUCAGUAAUGUAGAUCGAUUAGUUUUCCUGCUAUGUGUAUCAUGUUGCUCCGCAUUUCAUUCGAAUAAUAAUAAUUUUUGAGUAUAUAUGUAGCUAUUUGAAUUGGCUACUCUCGAUUGUUGUUGUUGUUGUUGUUGUUGUUGUUGUUGUUUACUGAUCUUGGAAUUGAUUAAUUAGCUACGUGCAUAUGUAAUGUUGCUCUGAGUUCUA